GCCAUCCCAGAUGUGUAUGACUUUUUUUUUAUAUAUAUCCAUUGAUCUGAGCUUUGUCAUUUAGCUAGGCUGGCUGGGCACAUUCCUGUAUGCUACUCUAUUCACUGAAAAGGUACAAUGAAAUGAAACAUUUUAAUUAAGCAAUGUCACAUGAGCAAUCAUGCUGCUGUACUGAAUUUACUGAAGUUAAUAUCAAGUAAAUGAAACAUCUUUAUCCUCGCUUACAUGUGAUAAGUCAAACCAAUCGGCUUACAUAGUGUUAACUGAUAGGUCCUUUGACGUGUAUUUGGGUAGCUAAUAAACUUGCGUACUAACUAUUUGCCUAACAUUUCAAUUUGCACAGUUUGUAAAAAAGCUGGUUUAACUGCAGGUCGCUUGUGAGAGUUUUUUCUGAAAAUAAUAUUUGCUUAGGUGGUUGCUGGGGCUUUUUCUUCCAUCAGCUUGCACGGUCAGGUAUGCUUUUGGCCCUGACACAUAGAAACGCUUCUUUAUCAAGGUAAGCUGUAGCGAAAUCAUGCACUGGCAUUUCGCUAUGUUAAUUCUUUUUUUUUUAAAUAAAGCCACACAUAGCUAGGCUAAGUCUCUAGUUAAAUAAGCUCUGGGCUUUCCUGGUCCAGAUACACAUUAUAAGUCAGAUCACAAGCCGUUUAAGCCUUUCGGCCAAACAAGCCUAGGCACACUUAGAGAUUUACCGUUGUGGCAGCAGGGGUGUGGUCAAGCAUCUCUCCAGAGAGAGAGAAAGCGGUAAGGUCGCUUACACCUGAGCUAAAUUAUGUCUAACACCUGUCUCUAAUUUCAGUGAGCACGGGGAGAGUGGCAUAAAUAGAGCCACGCCGCAAGUAGAAGAGAGAGAGCCUGGGCACCACAGACCCGAAUAAGAAGCAAAGAGUUUUAUUAUUACAAAUGAUGAGAGUUUAUUUUGUGAAGCGGUGUGUGAUUAUAUAUUAACUUACUGAAUAACGCAAAGAUUCUGAGACUGCAAUUCUGCUGCAGAGAGAGAAAAUAAAACCUUACCUGAACCAGGAAAGCUGCUUCUCGCCUCAUCUUUACACUGGUGCUGAAACCCGGGAAUUGAAGUUCGGGUGGAAGAUGGAUGGAUGUCGCCCCGUAGAGUCCUCCCAGUUGGCGCAGAUCCUCCAAGCCCUCAUUAGCCUACAUCAGAGCCACCAACAGACACUGCUUGAGCUCCGACAAGAUCAAGAUCACCGGUUUGUUGAGCUCCUGCACGCUCAAGCCGAGGACCGGCAGGCGAUCCAGAGCCUCCUCAGCCAUGAGGUGUCCUCAGCCGCGACCCCGGACACUCCCACACCAUUACCCCCGCCCGCAUUACAGAAAAUGGGGGCGGCGGACGACCCCGAGGCCUUCCUGGAUUUGUUUGAGCGGACCGCCGAGAUCUGGGGCUGGCCGCUCAGCCAAUGGGCGGCCCGACUGAUCCCACUAUUGUCCGGGGAAGCCCAGCUCGCGGCUCAACAACUGCCAGCGACGAGCCUCCUGGCCUACGGAGAUUUAAAGAGAGCCAUCUUGCAACGGGUUGGUCGCACUCCGGAGGAAAGUCGUCAACUCUUCCGGAGCUUGAAGUUGGAGAGCUCCGACCGCACGUUUGCCUUCGUCCGGCGGCUCCGUGACGCCUGCCGAAGAUGGCUGCUAGCGGGGGACUGCGACGUCGAUGGAAUUAUCGACCAGGUGGUACUGGAGCAAUUCACACAUCGACUGCCAAAAGGGACGGCGGAGUGGGUCCAGUGCCACCGCCCGGCAUCGUUGGAGGAAGCUGUCUACAUUUUCUCUCCUCCCUCUGUCUCUUCCCCCUCCCCUCUCUCCUCUCGUUCUGCUCUCUCUCCAGGUCCCGUUCCUGCCCCACGCAGACGAGGAGGACUUCAGCCCCUGAGACCAGUUCCUGGGUGUGGGAGGCAACACCUUCCCCUACUCCAAUGCCCCGCCGCUCUCCCCCCACAGACUGCCCCCGACCGGGCCAGAGCAUACCGGAUACCGACAGAUGCUUCAGACAGGGGGCUGGGGGCCGUACUCUCGCAGGUGGUGGAGGGGGAGGAGCGCCCGGUGUUAUACAUUAGCCAUAAGCUCUCCUUGAGGGAAACUAAGUACAGCACCGUAGAAAAGGAGUGUCUCGCCAUCAAGUGGGCGGUUCUCACUCUCCGAUACUACCUGUUGGGGCGGGCCUUCACCCUCUGUUCCGAUCACGCCCCACUCCAGUGGCUCCACCGCAUGAAAGAUACCAAUGCCCGGAUCACCCGUUGGUACCUGGCUCUUCAGCCGUUUAAGUUCAAGGUGGUCCACAGACCGGGGGCGCAGAUGGCUGUCGCCGACUUCCUUUCCAGGAAUGGGGUGGGAGUGGUAAGCAAGCUGGAUGCCACUCCGGCCUGAGUCGGGCGGUGGGGAUAUGUGGCAGCGGGGGCAUGGUCAAGCAUCUCUCCGGAGAGAGAGAAAGCGGUAAGGGCGCUUACACCUGAGCUAAAUUAUGUCUAACACCUGUCUCUAAUUUCAGUGAGCACGGGGAGAGCGGCAUAAAUAGAGCCACACCGCAAGCAGAAGAGAGAGAGCCUGGGCACCACAGACCCGAAUAAGAAGCAAAGAGUUUUAUUAUUACAAAUGAUGAAAGUUUAUUUUGUGAAGCGGUGUGUGAUUAUAUAUUAACUUACUGAAUAACGCAAAGACUUUGAUACUGCAAUUCUGCUGCAGAGAGAGAAAAUAAAAC
This is a messenger RNA of Myxocyprinus asiaticus (Chinese sucker), 2710 nucleotides long. Its product is annotated as zinc finger protein with KRAB and SCAN domains 7-like. The transcript has 2 exons. Bases 1090 to 2379 code for a protein of 429 amino acids. The record is from RefSeq and is a predicted model, not a curated record. Lineage: Eukaryota; Metazoa; Chordata; Actinopteri; Cypriniformes; Catostomidae.